Molecule: messenger RNA, 2174 nt
Organism: Lasiosphaeria miniovina
Lineage: Eukaryota; Fungi; Ascomycota; Sordariomycetes; Sordariales; Lasiosphaeriaceae
Exons: 2
Coding region: 246-2027 (593 amino acids)
Molecular function (GO): protein binding
Source: RefSeq, a predicted model, not a curated record
CACCACCUACAUACCGUGCCUCCAUGAUACGACGAGAGCGCACAUUAUCAUGCACUAUGAAGCCCGCUGAGGCAUCUGUAGGCUCAUCUUGUCAAGGCAUGCCACGUUUUGGGUCAUGAUGGCCCUCCCUGGUUCUUCAAGUCCCAUACCUGAUCUUGUUUGGACCUUCGUCCGGAUAAGGGAGCUGUGUUUCUCCCAAAUCCAGUCAUCGCCGGCUCCCUGAGCAGACCAAAUAAGUAUCGUCCAUGCGUUUUGUCGCUUCGCUAGGCAGCUCUCCCAUGUCGCCCCAGAUGCCUCACAUCCCGAACCCCUCAAACAUUUACUCGAUGCCAGACUACAUGUGCUGGCUCUGCCAGAGAGAAGUCCAGAAAUCAAGCGAUGACAGCAGGCCCAGCCACAGGCUCUCGCUCUGCAGAGUCAUCGGAUUUUCCCAAGACACCAUUAGCAGCAACAACUGGGCAACCAUAUCCGGGAUCGGAUUUCGACUGCCCUCUGAGGGCAUUCCCGGUCACAAUAUCGAUCCUACCUUUGCUGUGCCGAGUAGAUCUGAUUUAUCGGUCGAGGAUGUUGGCAUCGCCAGAGAGGACAUCGACAUCAUGUCCAGCCCCGUAUAUAUCCACUCGCAACACAAAUGGAAUUUCCGUGUGCACGCAGACUGCUGGGAAAUAAUCGAGCCGAGAGUCGAGGAUGUGGUUGCCUGCGCAACGACCUGGUGCAAAGCGCUGGCAUCUCUGAACUGGAACUUUAACCCCUUUGUGGCUGGCCAGAGUCGAAGCCGAUACGAUCUCCCCCAACUCCUUCUUCCGUCGGCACAGGUGUACGAAAAGCACAACCCUAGACAAAGCCUGCAGAAGCUACAGACGAUCGAGAAACUUGCAGUCGAGCUCGGAUUCAGUCAGCCGCCCCUUUCCCGCAAGGCUAUGCCGCUGUCUCAGUUGGGCCUCAACCCGCAAAGCCACGAGUCUCUCGCAUUCGCUCGUGAAAGGGACGACAUAUUCUCAGAUCUCCCCGAGGAGAUAAUUCAGACUAUCAUCGGCUUCACAAGGACGAUAGACCUGGUCAACCUGCGUCUAGCUUCGCGAGCCGUGGCUUAUACAUCUAGACUGGUGGCUCUGCCCAACAGCUUCUGGCUCAGUCGGUUUAUGCCUCCAUUCGAACUUGGCUUUGCCCUUCCAGAGAAAGUCUUAGCGGAACAAGAUUGGCGAGCCUUAUAUUUCCAGAUCAGGAGGGCUCUAGAUCAUCCUAGCCCAGCGAACCGCGAAGUCGACGCCGAAAUGGCAUGCCUCGCUAAGCGGAGGCACUGGUGGAAUCGACUGACCGAGGUUAUUUCCUUUCACUCGCUCUGGGGCUCUGGUGUCGCUCUAGCCGGAGACUUCUUUACACGGCCUAUCCCAUUUGCCUCCGGUACACAACAAGACAUGGGGCGAGAAUCGAAUCCCCAGGCCUCGCACCCGAUCAGAAACGCCACUGCAACGAUGGUCCGAGAAGAUGGCACAGAGCGCGUCUGCUCGACUGUCUGUCUACAGUUACCACUAGCGUCGUCAACAAUGACCGGCGUUGGGGUGUCCGUUAUCAAUUUGGGAGGGCGGAGGUGUGUUUCUGGGCUUCGUAUCUUUUACGGCAGCUCUACGACACCCGAGAGCCUCGGCUACGUUCUGAAUGAUCUCGAGGCGGUUGUUGCGCUAGAGCCUGGCGAGUCGUUCAUUGGCUUCAACGUCCGUCUGAGCGCGGAUUGCAUCCUCGCUCUGAGGGUAGUGUUUCGGAGCCCAUCGGGGGCUCUUCGCAUGUCAGGCUGGCUCGGAGACACUACCGACGACCUUGGCCAGUCGACACGGCCACCCCCUCCUGUGGAGACGCUGGCGUUGCGGAGGAGGUGUUUAGGCAACUCACCGUGCAUCCUCGCAGCAAGUUUUGAUUCUUUUAGGAUGCUUGCCGUCGGGGUAUUCGAGGUCCAGUCCGAGGCGGACGAAAACCAUAGUACCAUGACGGAGGCUAGGGCCGAAAGGGUUUUGCCUACUCUUUCCUAAAGCCCUCAAAUCCCCAAUGUGAAUAAAAGAGAUUCCAUUGGUGGGCUCACGUUGACAACUAAAGAAGUUCAAAGCUUUGUAGGAUUUCCGGACUGAGGAAUGUUGGUCGAGAACAAAGAAGCGGCGCCCGAGAGCGGGCAUUCCAAA